AUGUUAGGAAAUACCAGCAAGAAUGCUGAUGGAACCACAAAAGUACCUGAAACCCCAGGAGAUUCGGAUCCGCCGCUUACGCUGGAGGUGCGCGGCUUCCUUGAGGUCUUCGGCGUGCGGGGGGGUGUGGCUUCUUCUGGUGUUGCUUCAGCUCCUCGUCGUAGCUUAUCUCGAGGCACCCUACAGGCGAAGGCUCCGGGGGCCCCCAAAGCUGCUGCUGAGGGACCCCCAGCUAGCAAGGUAGUGGUACGUAGAGUUGUGGGGGCCCCCGGGGAGGCGGGGGGCCCCCCUGAGGAGCAGGGGGCCCCCGCUGCUGCUGCAAAGGUUCGUAUGGUUAAGAAAGCAGCACCAGCAGCAACGAAAGCAGCAAAGGUUGGGGGGCCCCCUGCAGCCGUACGCAUCAGUAGUGCUGAUACAAAGAAAAAAGAAACAGAAGAAGAUGCAGCAGCAGCAGCAGCAGCAGCAGCAGAAGAUAAAUCCAAGGGGGCCCCAGUUCGUCGCCUCAUACCCAAGGCAGCAGCAACUCCUACAGGUAAAGAAGCUGCAGCAGACACAGCAGCAGCAGCAGCAGCAGCUAAAGCUCAUCCUGCUGCAGCAAAAGCAGGAGAAACAGCAGCAGCAACAGAAGCAGCAGCAGGGGCCCCUGCAGCAAAAGCAACAGCGGGGCCCCCACCUGCUAAGAAGGUACUGACAAAGAAAGCAGCACCCCAAGCAAAGACAGCAGCAGAAGAAAAAGAGAAGCAGCAGCAAACUGCAGCAGCAGCAACAGAAGCAGCAGCAGCAGCAGCAACACCAGCAGCAGCAGCAGCAGCAACACCAUCUGUUCCCUCUAAAAAAACAAUAGUUAAGAAGGCAGCACCCGCCACGAUGAUACGAAGGGGGAGCUCAGGCAAUGCAGCAGCAGCAACACCAGCAGCAGCAGCAGCAGCAGCAGCGGAAACAGCAGCAAAAACACCUGCAGCAGAAGAAACACCAGCAGCAAAAGCAGCAGGAGCAGCAGCAGGAGCAGCAGCUGAAGGAGAAGGUAAAGAAGCAGCAGAUGCAGCAGCAACAGAUAAGAAACCUGAAGCAGCAGCAAAAGCAAAAGCAGCAGCAGCAAAAGCAGCAGCAGCAAAAGUACCAGCAGCAAAGACAAUAGCAGCAAAAGCAACAGCAGCAAAAGCAGCAGCAGCAAAAGCAGCAGCAGCAAAAGCACCAGCAGUAGAAGCAGCAGAAGAUACAGAAAAGAAGACAGCACCAGAAGCAGCAGCAGCAGAUGCAGCAGCAGCAGAAGCAGCAGAGAAGAAACCUGCAGCAGAUGAAGCAGCAGCAGAAGCAGCAGCAGCAGCAGAGAAGAAAGAUGCAGCAGAAACAGCAGCAGCAGCAGAGAAGAAAGAUGCAGCAGAAGCAGCAGCAGCAGCAGAGAAGAAAGAUGCAGCAGAAGCAGCAGCAGCAGAAGCAGCAGAGAAGAAGCCUGCAGCAGAAGCAGCAGCAGCAGAAGCAGCAGCAGAGAAGAAACCUGCAGCAGAUGCAGCAGCAGACGACGCAGCAGCAGCAGCAGCAGCAGCAGAGAAGAAACCUGCAGAAGAAGCAGAAGCAGCAGAAGAGAAGAAAGCAGCAGCAGGAGCAGCAGCAGGAGCAGAGGAAGCAGCAGCAGCAGCAGCAGCAGCAGCAGCAGAAGAGGAUAAAGAGAAAACAAAAAUAACAAAAGAGAAAACCCUUAUGCAAUCGAAGCUAACAGAAGCAGAAGCAGACACAAAGGAAGCAGCAGCAGCAGCAGCAGCAGCAGCAGCAGCAGCAGCACCGCAGCAGCUGACAUCCUUAGAAUUAGCUAUGAAAGCAGCAGAGCAGCAGAUAAAACAAGAUGCAGCAGCAGCAGCAGCAGCAGCAGCUCCUGCUGCAGCAAAAGGAGUACUAGCAAAGAAAGCUGUGGGGCCUGCACCGAAGACAGCAGCAGCAGCAAAGGCAGCAGCAGCAGCAGCAAAGACAGCAGCAGCAGCAGCAAAGACAGCUGCAGCAGCAGCAAAGACAGCAGCAGCAGCAACGAAAACAGAGCAAGAAGAAGAAAAGCCAGCAGCAGCCGCAGCAGCAGCAAAAACAGCAGCAGCAGCAGCAGCAGAUUCUCCUAAAAAGGCAGCAGGGCUGGCGAAGGUCCCCCUGAAGAAGGCAGCCCCAACCCCACCACCUGCAGCAAAAGCAGCAGCAGCAGCAGCAGCACCAGCAGCAGCAGCAGCAGCAGCAAAGCCAGCAGCAGCAGCAAAGACAGCAGCAGAAGAUGACACAGCAGCAAAAGGGGAAGCAAAGGAGACAGCAGCCCCCAAGAAGAUGCUGAUGAUAAAGGCAGCACCAAAAGCAGCAGCAGCAAAAACAGCAGCAGCAGCAGCAGCAAAAGCAGCAGCAGCAGCAGCAGCAGCAGGCAAGGAGGAAGCUGAUGAUCUCACUAAAGGGAAGACAGAAGGAGAGAAAAAGGAGGCCCCCAAGACAGCAGCAGCAGCAGCUAAGCCGCUGCAGCAGCAGCAGCAGCAGCAGCAGCAGCAGGCAGCAAAAGAAGAAAAAGAAGCAGCAAGCAAAGCGAAAGUAGCAGUGAAGGCAGCACCUAAGAGCCCAGCAGCAGCAGCAAAAGCAGCAGCAGCAGCAGCAACAAAAGCAGCAGCAGCAGCAACAAAAGCAGCAGCAGCAACAAAAGCAGCAGCAGCAGCAGCAGCAGAGGAAAUCCCCACAAGCCCUCCUGCAGCAAAAACACUGAAGGCGAAGGCUGUUCCUUCUGCUGCUGCGUCAAAGAGUCCUGCUGCUGCUGCUGCUGCAGCACCAGCAGCAGCACCAGCAGCAGCAGCAGCAGCAGCAGCAGAUGCAGCAGAUGGAGACAGAGAUGCAAAGGGAGAAGAAACAGACGAAACGUCUUCUGUCUCCUCUGAGGAGGCCCCUGCUGCUGCUGCAGCAGAUGCUGCAGCAGCAGCAGAUGCUGCAGCAGCAACAGCAGCAGCAAAAGAUUCUCCUGCUGCAGCAGCAGCAGCAGAAGAAGGAAGAGGAAGCAGCAGCAGAACACGGCCUGCUUCUGUACCUCCUCUUAAGCAGCUACCAUCCAGAGACAAAGAAGGAAAGCUGCUGCUGCUGGUGUUGCUGCUGUUUUUGCUGCUGUUGUUGCUGUUGCUAUUGCUACUAUUGUUGCCGCACACUGCAGCAGCAGCAGCAGCAGCAGCAGCAGAAGCAGCAGCAGCAGCAGCAGGGGGCCCCUCAUCUACUAGCGAGGGUACAGAGAAGGAGACAGAAGGAGAAAAAGAAAAAAAGAAAACAAAAGCUGCUGCAACAAAGACAAAGACAGCAGAAAAACAGAAAUCUGCUGCUGCUGCCCUGGCUGCAAGCCCCCUAGAGGGAGACAAAAAAGAAAGAGAAGAAAAAGAAAAAGAAAAAGAGAAAGAAAAAGAAAAAGAAAAAGAAAAAGAAAGAGAAGAGAGAAUUGAGAGAAAGCAGAGCGACAAAGGCCUCCACACAGAUGAAGAGAAGCAGCAGUUUGCUGCUGCUGCAAGCGGAGAAGAGAGAAUGCUGGGGGGCCUCUUCUCCUUCAAGAGCAGCAGCAGCAGCAAGGGGAUCGCAGCAGCAGCAGCAGCAGCAGCAGCAGAAGCAGCAGGAGCAGCAGCAGCAGCAGCAGGUGAAGCUAUGAGCAAACAAAACUCAGCAGCAAGUGUGCAACAGGCGAAGCAAAAGGGAGAAGCAGCAGCAGCAGCAGCAGAUACAGCAGCAGCAGCAGCAGCAGAUGCAGCAGCAGCAGCAGCAGAUGCAGCAGCAGCAGAUUCCCCUAAGAAGCAGCAAUCUAAGGCUGAGCUGCAGCACGCUGCUUCGUCGGGGGCCCCCACAGACGAUAAAGAAGCAGCAAAACAACCUGCAGCAGCAGCAGCAGCAGCAGCAGCAGCAAAAACGAACAGCCCGCAGCCAUCCAGAGCCUCUUCGAAGCAGAAACUUCCCUCAGGAGUGCUGAAGCAGCAGUCUUCUGUUUCCUUUGGUUUGCCCUUCUCAAGGGUGGGUACAGGGGCCUCUGUUGGGGGCCCCCAAGGGGGGGGGCCCCCAGGGGGGCCCCCUGGGGGCCCCCGGGGGGCCCCCCAGGACGGCGUGCUGGUGAUGCAGACACGCAGCAUAUCUCCUUCUGUGUUGAAAGAGAGGCUGGGGGACCCGAAGCUGCAGCAGCGCAUGCAGCAGCACUCUGCUUAUAUGCGGCAGCGGGGGGGGGUGCCGUGGUGUGUUGCGGAUACAGCAGCAUUUGUACAUACACCUGAAGCAGCAGCAGCAGCAGCAGCAGCAAGAGCUGCUGCUGCUGCUGCUGCUGCUGCUGCUGGUUCUGCUGCACCCAGAAGGAUAUGCUGUGGACGCACCGAUCUGCAUGCGUUUGAUAUAUUCGCUAAUUGCUGCGGAUACCCAAGCGGCAGCCCUGCUGCUGCUGCUGCUGCUGCUGCUGCUGCUGCUGCUGCAGCAGAGACGAAAGAUGGGCACACCCACUCCGGGCCACCGGGUAUGCCGCGCAGCAAGACGCUUACUUCGCAGCAGCAGGAAGCAGCAAGCAGUCCUGCUGCUGCUGCUGCUGGAGACACAGGGGACAUGCAUGCAGCAGCAGCAGCAGCAGCAGAUCCAGCAGCAGCAGCAGCAGCAGCAGGAGGGUACUGGGAUGAGCAAGGCAACUGGGUACCCACAGAUUACUAUGGAGGAGCUUAUGCUGCAGAUGCAGCAGCAGCAGACCCAGCAGCAGCAGCAGCAGCAGCAGCAGCAGCAGGGUAUUGGGAUGAACAGGGCAAUUGGAUUCCAACUGCAGCAGCAGCAGACCCAGCAGCAGCAGCAGCAGACCCAGCAGCAGCAGCAGCAGCAGCAGCAGCAAACGGCUACUAUGAUGAUCAAGGCAACUGGGUAUACACCGGGGGCUACUACGACAUGCAGGGCAACUGGGUGCAGCAGCAAGACGAAUACCAGCAGCAGCAGCAGCAGCAGCAGCAGCAGCAGCAGCAGCAGGAGCAGCAGCCGUGGCAGGAUUGGCAGCAGCAGCAGCAGCAGCAGCAGUGGGGAGAUGGAUACGCAGGCUACUAUAAUCAGGACGGCCAGCAGCUGACACCAGAGCAGCAGCAGCAACUGCAGCAGCAGCAGCAGCAGCAGCAGCAAUAUGCUGCAGAUGGCUACUGGGAUGAACAGGGCAACUGGCAGCAGCUGCAGCAGCAGCAGCAGCUGCAGCAGCAGCAGCCGCAGCAGGGGGACCUCAAAGGCAACGGCUAUUUCGAUGAGGCUGGGCAGUGGUAUCCAUACGACCAGCAGCAGCUGCUGCAGCAGCAGCAGUACUAG
Eimeria mitis is the source of this 5298-nucleotide messenger RNA. RefSeq lists its product as uncharacterized. The transcript has 8 exons. The coding region runs from base 1 to 5298 and encodes 1765 amino acids. The record is from RefSeq and is a predicted model, not a curated record. NCBI's taxonomy places the organism in Eukaryota, Apicomplexa, Conoidasida, Eucoccidiorida, Eimeriidae.